Molecule: messenger RNA, 1886 nt
Organism: Lagopus muta (rock ptarmigan)
Lineage: Eukaryota; Metazoa; Chordata; Aves; Galliformes; Phasianidae
Gene: LHFPL3
Product: LHFPL tetraspan subfamily member 3
Exons: 4
Coding region: 19-741 (240 amino acids)
Biological process (GO): sensory perception of sound
Cellular component (GO): plasma membrane
Source: RefSeq, a predicted model, not a curated record
GGGAGCUUCUCGGCGAGGAUGCCCGGAGCGGCUGCAGGGACGGCGGCGACGGGAGCGGGCUCGGCGGGAGCGGCAGCAGCGGGGAUGCUCCCGGCUCAGGAGGCGGCCAAGAUCUACCACACCAACUACGUACGGAACUCGCGGGCCAUCGGCGUGCUCUGGGCCAUCUUCACCAUCUGCUUUGCCAUCGUCAACGUGGUGUGCUUCAUCCAGCCCUACUGGAUCGGAGACGGCGUGGACACGCCGCAGGCGGGCUACUUCGGGCUCUUCCACUACUGCAUCGGCAACGGCUUCAGCCGGGAACUCACCUGCCGGGGCAGCUUCACGGACUUCUCCAGCCUGCCCUCGGGAGCGUUCAAAGCCGCCUCCUUCUUCAUCGGGCUCUCGAUGAUGCUCAUCAUCGCCUGCAUCGUCUGCUUCAUCCUCUUCUUCUUCUGCAACACGGCCACCGUCUACAAGAUCUGUGCCUGGAUGCAGCUGACCUCGGCUGCCUGUCUCGUCCUGGGUUGUAUGAUUUUUCCUGAUGGCUGGGAUUCAGAUGAGGUAAAACGGAUGUGUGGUGAAAAGACAGACAAGUACACGCUGGGGGCUUGUUCAGUCCGCUGGGCUUAUAUCCUGGCUAUUAUUGGAAUCUUGGAUGCCCUGAUCCUCUCAUUUCUGGCAUUUGUGCUUGGCAACAGACAAGACAGCUUGCUAGCAGAGGAGCUCAAGUUGGAAAACAAAGAUGAUGGAAAUGCUUAAAACAAGUUAAGGUAGUAUGACACAGACUGAUUCCUUCUAAGCCAAUCCUCACUAGAAUGAGCACAAAACAAAAUGAACAACAGCUUUUGUACAUCAACAUUAAAACGGGAAGAAGCUUGGGAAAGGGCCUCCAAGAGAGAAGAACGCUGACGAGAGCAAAACCGCCUGAUUGGUAAACGCUACCUUCUAACAUAGACCAGCCAGACGUGGAAGGGAUUUCUAGAAGAGAAAUGCAAUCAUGGAUUACACACCAGCUCAUUAGAAACUGUUGCUGAAUACAGCAUUCGGAAGACAUGCAUGAAAAGUCACAUUUGGGGAAUAAAUUAAAAGGGGUGUAGUUGUUGCUAGACAAACAUAUGUAAAAUAUAUGCAUCAGGAGGUUUGUAAAUGUCAUUUUUUUUAUUCAGACAGAAAGCAAAAAGCUUUAAAACCUUUCACAGUAGAGAGGCAGUUAACUCCAGACUAUUCCUAUCCCAGUAGCCAAGAAGCUGAUAGGACAUCUCUUAAAUAAGCAUUUAUAAAUAGACUCUGAAUGUCUCCAUCAUCUAGUGGAAAAGCAAAACUUUUAAUGCUACAUUUCUGCACUUCAUUUACUUCAGUGUAUAAUAAGUUGACUAAAACUGUAAUGCUUCUCAAUUUUUAUGGCAUAUGUGCUCCAAUUAAUCUAUGUCUGUAACAAAUUUAAAACUGAGAAAUUAUUUCUGACCUAUAAUCUAGUUCUAUGAAGCAUACAUAGUAUAAGAUAUGUCUGACUGAAUAUCAUCAUGCUAUAAUUUCCCAAGCAACAUAGAAUUCUUUGCAUUUAAAGUGACAAAAUAUAAGCAUUUGAUUUCUUUUUUCAUAGGAAAAAGCGAUUUACCCUUUAAAUGUACAACGUACCUGUAAGGGCAUUUCUGUUCUUUUCCCUGUUCUGCCACACAACUUCAGGGGAAGAUCUCUGGCCCCACUACUGCCAAUCAGGCUUGGUGAUUAAAUGUCCUUUAUGGCCUUAACUCCACGCAUCAGUGAAGAGACAACAAACAAAUGCUCACUGUGGACAGUGGGGCACAGGGGUGUGCAGAGCCCAGGGCUCCCAUCUGCAGGAGCCACCCAACGGGCACCCUCCUUCCAGAGCAGGAAACAGAUGGAGACACAGGGUACUGAGA